AUGCUUACGAGCACACAGUCCGCACGAGUGUUCAAGCAUCCCCGCAACUUGAUCAGGAUAUCGUUUCUCGCCAUACCUCAACUACCCCAUUUCCUCUCGCUCAACUCUACCCCACUGCACCACGUCGCGUCGGCGCCACCUCCAUUUCAUGCGCCAUGGUACGCUCGCACUCUCUACCGCUAUCACAUGGGCUCAUUCCACUCCACCCUCCCUAGAUCCUGCUUACACUUUUGGUCGCGCCCGACGCCGGCAUGCGUGGGGAAGAGAGAGGCUGGCCACCUCUCUCGACUCUACCUUGUCUUGACGUCGGUGUCGCGUUCGCCUCUUGCGGGUCCGGAAAAGAUACGUACUCCCCACUCCCUGUCCUUGACUUCCCCCGCUCAUCAAUCUAUUCGUAGUCGCAAACCAUGCAAUACCUGCUAUCUUCAACCCUCCAACCCUCCGCCCGCUCUUCAACGUCUCCCUGGCAAUUUCUACGGUCCCUCUCUGGCGUGGUUCAACUCGGGUCUUGGUGACCCCUUUCAUUCAUCUACGCUACUCUCAGUCUUUCAAUGCAUUGAUGUGCAACUUCUCAUGCCGACACUCCCCGCCAUCUUUCAAUACGUACGCCCACUGCCUGCAGUGCCCUUACCUCCAGCGGGUUUCCUCCCCGUAGGCGCGGGACUUCCCAUGACUUUCAUACGUAUCUCCGUCGGGUCGCCCAACGUCGACAUGCGUGCUGAAGAGCGAGACUGGCCACCUCGUUCUAAAGCGCCAUGUUUGGACGUUGGUGCGCGCUCACAGGCCUCAAGCUCGAAGGAUUGUUCCUGGGGCCCGCACUUCGACCUCAUAUCAUUUCCACCUGUCCCUGGCAUUCGUCUCCCGCUCCCACCGUCAGCGAUGGCCUUUACAGCUCCCAACGUUUCGUUUCUACCAUGCUACUGCACAUCCGGUCUUUUCCGUUCAUAUAUCAGCUCGAUGCUCUUCAUGGCGUCGGUGGCGGCCAAUAUCGGCAUGUGCGGCGAGGAGCGAGGCUGGCCACCUCUCUCCGAGCCCAUAAGUCAUGGUGCUGGUAUCGUGCCGGCGCUACCGCUGUCACGUGCUGUGUAUCUUGGGCUUGCUGGCGUCAUACCCGUCGUACUCUCCCCUUCCCUUCUCUUCGAGGCACCGGUAGCGACCAGUACUGGCAUGCAUGAUCAGAAAGAGGCUGGCCACCUCUCACUGAUCGGCAUGUCAUGA
This is a messenger RNA of Peniophora sp. CBMAI 1063, 1218 nucleotides long. NCBI's taxonomy places the organism in Eukaryota, Fungi, Basidiomycota, Agaricomycetes, Russulales, Peniophoraceae. The record is from the annotation of a GenBank genome assembly.